Molecule: messenger RNA, 579 nt
Organism: Peronospora matthiolae
Lineage: Eukaryota; Oomycota; Peronosporomycetes; Peronosporales; Peronosporaceae
Source: the annotation of a GenBank genome assembly
AUGAGAGCGAAAAUCUACGUGAAGGACGGGAACGUCGCUGGCCGCCGAGAACACGUGGAACACUAUUUCGAGACGCUGCGUUUGGACGACGUGGAUACGCUUAAGUUUACGCUGCACACAUAUGAACGUAUGCAAAAGAGCAAAGGCAAUCUCCCGAUCAGUUCAGGAAAGUUCCGCUCACGAUUAGCGUCGCCAUACUCUCCGAGUCCAUCCAAACCGGCCCGAGCUGUGCGUGCAAUCCACGUGGGGGGCGAGAGCAGUUCGUCGGAAUCAUAUAUAAGCAGUGCGGAAUCAGACGACGAACAACGACGUGUUUACAGCGCCAGAGCAGCCUACCAUAUGAAGGACCGGGGAAAUGAUCGUCCGACCAAGCCAAGAUCGAACGACCGUGAACGUGAUCACGAGCGUGCAGAAGGGCACAAGUCGUGCACUCAUUGUGGGUCCAAAAGACAUGAUGAAAGGGGAUGCUGGAAGCGACUGACUUGUCAGAAAUGCGGGCGCCGAGGUCACCCCUUCGACAAGUGUUUCUACGGAUGCGCAGCGUGUGGAGAAGUGCACGACGGGGCAACUGCCCGAUGA